Silurus meridionalis is the source of this 1497-nucleotide messenger RNA. It is a transcript of the gene gpr78b, whose product is annotated as G protein-coupled receptor 78b. Gene Ontology annotation, cellular component: membrane. Gene Ontology annotation, molecular function: G protein-coupled receptor activity. Bases 407 to 1426 code for a protein of 339 amino acids. Lineage: Eukaryota; Metazoa; Chordata; Actinopteri; Siluriformes; Siluridae. The record is from RefSeq and is a predicted model, not a curated record. Gene Ontology annotation, biological process: adenylate cyclase-activating G protein-coupled receptor signaling pathway. The transcript has 3 exons.
UGGUGGCCUCCCACGGUGGAUAGUUUUGUGCGCAUGAUCUGAGCACAGGGCGCUCGUGAGCUUGGCAGUUGCAGGUAGUUCGCGCUCAGAGAGACACUGAAAGCAGAAGAGCUGUCUCGGAAGGACGUACUUAAUGCAGCCCAAAACUAAAAAAUCUCAUCAUUGUAUUAGAAAUGCAUUUCCCAAGAGAUUUACAUACGACUUUUAGGAGCUUUGGGAAUUAAAACGCGCGCUCGGGUACGUUUCAGUACGCUGGACAGCGCACUCGGCUUGCGCUUCGUUCCACUUUUUUUUACUUUGGAGUUGAUACAUGCAUUUUUGUAGGAAGAUUAAACCGGACAAACUCAUGAGGAAUCAUGGAUGUUCCGGGCUUGGGUGCACCUCAGCGAGACUUCUAAAGUGAGACAUGGACUUGGCGGAGAUCCUGCUUGCACUUUUCAUCGUCGUAGUCGCGACGGUCUCGUUGCUGUCCAACUUGCUGGUCUUGCUAUGUUUUGCGCACAGCAGCGAGAUACGCAGGCAGGUGCCGGGCAUUUUCACGACGAACUUGUCCUUUUGCAACCUACUCAUCACCGUACUGAACAUGCCGUCCACGCUGGCAGGGAUCGUAAAAGACCAACAGCCUUUCGGGGACUGCCUGUGCCGCGCGGUCAGCUUCCUCGACACGUUCCUGACGGCAAACGCAAUGCUGAGCAUGGCGGCGCUCAGCAUCGACCGCUGGAUCGCCGUGGUGUUCCCGCUGAGCUACUCGAGCAAGAUGCGGUGCCGGGACGCGCUGCUGAUGGUGUGCUACGCGUGGCUCCACUCGCUCGCCUUCUCCGUGGUGGCGCUGCUGCGCUCCUGGCUCGACUACAGCCGCGCGUACGCGUCCUGCACCCUGCGCCUGAACGCCGAGAGCUCCCGCACCGACUUCGCCGCCUUUACCGUGGCCUUCCACGGCGCCAGCUUUAUGCUCUCGCUACUCGUGUUGUGCGUGACUUACUUGAAAGUGCUCAAAGUCGCACGCUUUCACUGCAAAAGGAUCGACAUCAUAACAAUGCAGACGCUCUUCCUGCUUGUUGACAUACACCCAAGCGUGAAACAACGUUGUUUGGUCGAGCAAAAGAGGAGGAAACAGCGCGCGACCAAGAAAAUCAGUAUAUUCAUUGGGUCGUUUAUUAUCUGUUUCGCCCCAUAUGUCAUAACCAGGCUAACAGAGCUUCUUCCUUUUGUGGAUAUCAACCGAUACUGGGGCAUCAUCAGCAAGUGCUUAACAUACAGCAAGGCAGCUUCUGAUCCCUUUGCUUAUUCUCUCUUGCGCCAACAGUACAAGAAAGUAAUAGUAACAGUGGCCAAUCGCCUACUGAAACGUGACUUAUACCCUUCCUCUGGACACAACAGCUCACUGGACACUGAAAACGACUACUGUCUCCAACGAAUCAGUUAGUAGCAUUUUCUUUACACUGAAACAUCCGAAAGCGUAGAUGUCAAAGUAUAUAGGGAAAGAGGAAAGAGAGA